Daphnia carinata is the source of this 4719-nucleotide messenger RNA. Its product is annotated as zinc finger protein 236-like. The record is from RefSeq and is a predicted model, not a curated record. The transcript is spliced from 4 exons. Gene Ontology annotation, cellular component: nucleus. NCBI's taxonomy places the organism in Eukaryota, Metazoa, Arthropoda, Branchiopoda, Diplostraca, Daphniidae. Gene Ontology annotation, molecular function: protein binding. The coding region runs from base 561 to 2321 and encodes 586 amino acids. Gene Ontology annotation, biological process: regulation of transcription by RNA polymerase II.
GGACAUCCCUCGGUUGUCUGCAACCCCCUCUAUACCCCUGAACAAAAUUUUGAUUUGCUUUUUUUUAAAGUUUUUACACGAAAUCAAUUUCUUUAACUAAAAAAAAAAGUCUUCUGUGGAAUACGAUUUGAGGGAGAACCGGCGUGAGAUUGAGAGAAAUCGUGGUGGUUUUUGUUUUUUCGAAAAAGAAAAUGUUAGCCACCGUCACCCCUCGUUUCCGAGUUUAACGCCGCCAGAGUGUGUGUGUGCAGUGUGUGUGUUGGCGCUUUUUGGGAUAAUUUACCACACAUGUUUCUUUGCAGUUCAGCCUCACAGAUGGUGUAACGCUCGACGUCAACAAAAGCCAAAUUUGAAAAAAAGAACAGUUUUGCUCUGAAAGACGUUUUCCCGAAGAAUAGUGGAUUUUUUCAGUGAAAUAUCUAGAUUCUGGUGCAGAUUUUGUCUGACCUAUCGGACAAGAGGAAGGAAAAAAGGAACAAGAGGUUUACUUCCUCACGCCACAUGCAGCCCGGAUCCUUGGCCAGCUUCAUUGGACCAGCUACAAGGAUCAGGCAGCCGCCAUGGCCCAUCAGGCCACCAGCAACAACCGGGAUGAAGGGGGAGGAUCGACAGAGGACGACAGUGUCCUGCGUUUGCGAUGGAACAGCCAUGUGGAGAGCUUGCAGCAGCUGUUUGAGAGCCUUCUCGAACAGCAGCUCUUUGUCGACGUGACCCUUGCAUGUGAAGGAGGAUCACUCAAGGCCCACAAGGUCAUGCUCUCUGCCUGUUCCACCUAUUUCAAGCGUGUUCUCCACGAGACUGGUUCAAAGAACCCAGUCAUCAUCAUGAGGGAUGUCUCUUACACAGAGAUGGAUUUCAUCCUGCAGUUCAUCUACCGUGGAGAAAUUCAUGUUCCUGAAGCCAGACUGCCUUCUCUACUUAAAACAGCCAGGCUGUUGGAAAUCCGAGGACUUUCUGACAAAUUAGACAGACCCUAUGAAGAGAACAAACCCAGUGAGACUGAAAACCGCAAGAGGAGGAAUAGUAAUGGACCUGCCAAUGGGUUUCACAGCCCUCCACAUUCUCCAUCAGUCAAUGGCAAAACCAAGAAACCCACACAAACUGUGACCAAAGAAGAGGAAUUGGAUAAUGAAGAAAUGGAUUCCGAUUUCGAUGAAACCGAUCACUCACAAACGAAUAACGAACAGAAAAACGAAAUAAUGGACCAGCGUUUGACACCACCAACACCGUUAGAUCUGAGUAACGGUGACAUUGGUGCCAGUGACGAAGAGAAUGAAGUUCCCAGUGGUCAGCAGUCUGAUAAGAAAAAAUCUGCCUCGCCAGUUCCUGUGCAUGUCAAAUGUGAGGCUCCAGAGCUCAACCAGUCGCACCAAGGGGCUGAUGAAGACGACGAAGAAGAGGAGGAUGACGCUGUUAAUCCCGAUCAAUAUCCGUUUUCGAUGUUGGCCGAUUCCGACCAGAGUGGCGCCGGUGGGGUCGUAGUCCAGGCCGUUUGCCCGUUUUGUUUCAAGGACUGCAAACGGACUGCCGAACUACGAGCUCACAUCCGGGCCCACACUGGAGAGAAACCUUUUCGCUGCGACAUUUGCUCGGCACCUUUCGCCCGCUCUGCUCAUCUUAAACGACAUCGACGUGUUCACACUGGCGAACGACCGUUCGAGUGCCUCCGAUGUCAGAAGACCUUUUCCCGUCAAGACAAACUGAAACUUCAUAUGGACCGACACCGACUGAGAGAUACUGGUGGUAAAAUGAUUGUCGGCCGUCCGAAGAAAAUCGCAGCCAAGAAGAACGAAGAGCAACCAGUCACUACACCCAGCACAUCAUCCGCCUCCAGUUCGACACCGACACCAACUUCUGUCGAAAUGACGGGCAUGGGCCAGUUCGCUUUCCCUGGAGCUCCGGCACGUUCGGGUCCACCCCAAUCGCCCAACGGAUCGAAUAGGACCACUACUCCAUCACCCGGUUUACCUUACGGCGAUAUGAACUAUUUUUCGCUACUCUCCCUGUCUCAACGCGGAUUGACUAUCUCUUCGACAGCCACUUCACAAUCAGGCCAGCAGUCUGACUUACCCUCACCGACCGUUCCCAAUUUGCUCAGUCCACAGGCGUUACAAGAACUAUCGCUCUUCCGGCAAGGUGGAACUAAUUCCAACUCGACUCGCGGCCGUCAACAGCGAUCGACUCGCAGUACAGCGGCAGCUGCUUCUAAUCGUUCCAGCAGUCGUAGUAGCGUCGAAUCCGCUUCGGAGACGCUACUCAAUUUCGCCCAGCAAGUGGGUGAAAUGGUGGUGGGUCAUUCAUCGGCAGCCCAAUCUUCUUGACAAACGUCGAUUGUGUUGAAUUAAAACAACAACAAACCUUCAAAACAAAACAAGUUAGUGCCUCCAACAUCAGCAGAAUUAUCAACACAUCUUCACUCAACACACUUUCAUUCUUCCUUUUUUCAGCGUCUUUUCUUCGCCCUUUUUAUUGUCGCCAAAUGAAAUAUUUCGUGUGCUAAUUAAGGACAUUCUUUUUUAGAUUUAAAUUCGUUUUAAAGAAUAACGUGCGUGUUUCUUUCGGCAAUUUCCCCCCGAUUAGAAAUGAUUUCAUUUCAUACUUGAGGGUGGAAAAUUCCUGCUUUGAAUCGUAGCUUUUUCGUUACAUCGUCGAUUGACGGGCGUGGACGCGUGCAAUAUCGUGUGCAAGAUGACCAAAAUCUUUAUCAAUUGUUGGAUAAAGAAAAUGUUUUUAAUUCUUUUUUUUUUAUGGUGCGCGAAUCGGGUUCAGUAUAGGAAAAAGAAAGCCUUUAUUCAUCACCCUCGCCCCAUCACUCGCUUCAAAAGACGUUGUGCCAGAGGAUCCAUUUCAUUUGUCGGCCACCUUCUUUUUUUAAUUUAAUUUUUUUUUUUUUUAUAGUACGAAUGGCUUUAGUUGUCUUUCUAUUGCGACGAAAAACAAAAACUAUUUGUUUCACUUUGCGUGCUAAAGAUCCUCGGUCAUGUUCACACUUCCUACCAAAGGCUCGUCUCGUUGUGAAAAAAAAGAAAUCAUUUUUGGAAAUUAAUUUUUUUUUGUGCAAAAUUCGUGUUCCAAUCCUAAAAAAAAGAAAAAAGAAUCAAGUGUGCAAUGACACCAUUCAGGUUAACAAUUCCUUUCCUAAAAAAAAGAUCCUAAACAUUUAAUUUUCAUUUUUUUUUUUGUUUUGAAAUUUUUAAAAAGACAGAAUCAUUUACUUUCUUUUGGAAUAUUGUUUCACUUUGACUUGAUCUAAAGAAGAAGUUUAUUUUUUUUUUCAACUUUUCCUUUCGUGCGUGCGUGCUUUGGUGUGUGUGUUUUAAUCAAGAAAAAUUCUAAUCGACACAGACGCUGUAGAAGCCUGUUAACGACCCCGUGAAAAUUCUAAGUUGCAUUUUUGUUUGUGCAUUUCAAGAGUAUUUAGAUGCUGUGUAAUGAUCCCGUUUGAGAAAACAUAUGAUCCAUUUUUAGAUAUGAAAAAAGAAAAACAGGAUUUUUUUUUAAAAACGCGCAACAGUUUGCGUAGCAGUUUUUGGAAGAUCUCUUUUUAUUUCUCCUUUUUUCUUUUCGUUUGUAAUAAGCACAUGAACCAAAAUUGAAAAUGUUUCGGACCCUCCAAUCACAACAAUCGAAUAGCUUUAAACUUCGAUGCCUGCAACGUUUUUUUUGUUUUUUAUUAUUUUCGCUUCUCGCAAACAUCCCCUCCUAAAAAAAUGAAAUUUGGAUUUCUUUAAAGUGUCUUUGAAAAAAAAAUUGUUUCGUCUUCAUACGUAAAAUUACGAUUUUGGCAAAAGUAAAAAGAAUGAUAAAACACUAUCCCAGUUAUGUGCACCAAAAAGCUCCAGUUCUCUUCGUCGAGUUUUGUUUUUCAUGUGCGAGUGAUGCGGCUGUUUAACACAAUGUGUAUGUUUUCUUUUGUAACACAAAUUAUUUCUUGCAUAAUGUGGUGGCCUCUAAAAAGAGGGACCCAAAAAAAAAACAGACCCACAUUUUUUUCUACCUUUCCUUAUUUUCAUGUCUAGCGCAAUUAACAAUUUUCUCUUCACACUUCACGUCAUAUGGACCAAGAAAUUUGUACGUUAGACGUGUUUUGUUUUCUCUCCUAUGAAAAACAAAUAUGGACGAAUGUGUCUCAAAAAGCAACCUAAACCUAAGCUCUUUUAACCCAAUGAUUUCUUGUGUGUUGUUCCAAAUUCUGAACCCACACACAUUUACAUUUUUUUUUUCAUUCUAAUCGAUUUCUUUUGGCAAAAAAAAAUAUUCAAAUUAUGUACAGGAAAAUCAAAUUCGGCCAACUUAUUUUGGAUUUAACAAAACAAAAAAACCGCGAACCCAGUGCUUUUUAUAGACAUAUUUGUAUACAUUCACAUCUAAAAACAAUUUCUAAUUUUGAUGGGAAAAAAAAUUUAGAAAACGGGGAAAAACAUUAACUUUUUCAGGGGGACUAGUUCUCAUCUGGUGGGCAAUUUAAAUCCCGUGUGGUCGGCUUUGUUCGAUUGUCUUUUGUUGUAAAAGUGCGCGUGUAUGUGUUGUGUUUCUUAUAAACAUGAUCGAUCUUUUAUUAGUUAACGUGCGGUCUGCUGUCUGAAUGCCUGUUGAUGAUCAAUCAAGAGCAAUUGCACCAAUAUAAUGACGAUUUGUCCAACAGUUUAUCGUUUUAAUUUCUUUGAUUGUGUCCAUUGUCGGGUUUCAUGCAAAUUAAUAAUAAAAGAACUACCAUAA